AUGCGGAUGUUGGACUGCUGGCCUCGGCGGCCGUCACCGCGGACAGGACCGCGGUGCCGGCGGUUCCUUGUCGCGUCCCUCCUAAUGAAAAACCCUACAUCCACCGCCGAGAAGGGGGAAGCCACCCACUACAGUGAACCCGCCGUUCAAGGAGUAAUGACGCGGGCGCGCAGCCGCCGCAUGGCCGCCGCCGCCACCGCCGUCUCCACCGUCACGAUGGACCUCCCGGAGGAGAUCCUAGCGUGGGAGAUAUUUGUCCGCCUUCCAGCCAAGGAUGUACUACGCUGUCGCGCGGUCUGCCGCUCCUGGCGCGGCCUCACUUCCACCGCUGAUUUCCUCCUCGCCCACCACCGGCGCCAGCCUUCACUGCCCCUCCUCACGCUAUGCGGCAGUACCAACAGACGCUUGCCAAUGUUCCAGGGGGGCCGCCCCGUCCUCACCUUCGACGACUUCCAAGGCUUCGAGCUCCAUGCGUCCUGCGACGGCCUCAUGGUACUGGCUCUCUCCGGCGACCGCUUCGCCAUCUGCAACCCGGCCACCCAUCAGUGCGCUCUACUUCCAGGCCUCAGUGACGAUCGCCGCGAUGGCCACAUCGGCAUCCAGGCCAUGUACCUGCACCGCCCGUCCGGUGAGUACCGCAUCCUGUACAUGAAGAGGAGAUACAAACAACCGCACCCCGAUGCUGCCCAUUACAUCCUUGCGUUGCGGCUGGGGCUGGGCGGCUCGUCCAGGCGCAUUGGAAUCACUUCAGACUCCCCUGACAUGGAGAAAAAUAUCAUCCAGGCAUGGCACCGUGAUAAUAUGGUCUCACCCGUCGUGUUCCGCAGCUGCCUUCACUGGGACCCCGGCUUCCGUCGCAACGACACCGGCAUAAUCGUUUUUGACACGGAGGCGGAAUCAUUCAGGUUCAUGCGCCGCCCAGCUGCCGCUACCAGUUUCUGCACUCGUUUGUGCGACAUGGAAGGUUUUAUUUGCUUCAGCUGCUUCAACGUUUGCGAGACUGCUGCCAAAAUAUGGGUGCUAGAGGACUAUGAGAGGGAGAUCUGGGCAUUCAAGUACCAAGUUAAAUUCCCAGUGGAGAAUCUGUGUAACCUUCAAGAUCGACAGCAUUUGGUUUUGUCCGCGGAGGGAGAUAUGCUCGUCUACAGUAACACUGAACUUUACAUGUUCCAAUGUGAUAACACCGGCAAUUCGGUAAAGGAGUUCCGUUUUGGAUCACUUGGUUCGAGCAUAAUAAGUGGCCAUUGGUUCAAAGAAAGCCUCGUCAACCAUGACUUUUUCCCGAGGCGAGGCGAUGCCCUGCUUGCUGGACAACCCGAUCUUUUUCGUAUGCUUUAA
Molecule: messenger RNA, 1338 nt
Organism: Lolium perenne
Lineage: Eukaryota; Viridiplantae; Streptophyta; Magnoliopsida; Poales; Poaceae
Product: F-box protein CPR1-like
Molecular function (GO): protein binding
Source: RefSeq, a predicted model, not a curated record